AUGCUACCCUACCUGUUCCCCGACCUUUCCUCGUUCACCACUGCUGAGGACCUCAUUUCCCACCUGCGCGCUACUGACACUCGCUUUUGUGCCGCCCUUUCAGCCGAGGACUUCUUCCUAGCGCUAGACCCCACCACUCUGACUGUCAACGACUUCGAGAAGCACCUCCUCGCAGCAGAGAAGAACAUCCUCGCUGUAGGUGCUGCUCGUGGCACUCCUCGCUCUCCCCUCUUUGAGGGGUGCUCCCUCUCCCCUCUCACCCCCUCCUACGCCUCCGUAGCUGCUGCUCACGACUACCUUGGUGCUGAGGAGGUCGGGGCUGCUUCCGCUCCUAGUGGGAAGCGUCACAGCGGCAGGGGCGGCAAGGGUGGUAGGGGAGGUGGGGGUGGCGGUGGAGGUGGCGGUGGUGCAGGCGGCGGGGGAGGUGGAGGUGGUGGGGGUGGCCGUUGGGGUGGAGGCGGUGGAGGUGGUGGUGGGGGCGGCGGAGGCACUGGGAACGGUGGAGGUGGCAGCAGUGGCAGUGGGGGAGGAGGGAGCGGUGGUGGCAAUGGUGGUCAGGGCCAGCGGCAGUCGUAG
Closterium sp. NIES-65 is the source of this 576-nucleotide messenger RNA. The record is from the annotation of a GenBank genome assembly. NCBI's taxonomy places the organism in Eukaryota, Viridiplantae, Streptophyta, Zygnematophyceae, Desmidiales, Closteriaceae.